Molecule: messenger RNA, 1620 nt
Organism: Teleopsis dalmanni
Lineage: Eukaryota; Metazoa; Arthropoda; Insecta; Diptera; Diopsidae
Product: elongation of very long chain fatty acids protein
Exons: 9
Coding region: 430-1554 (374 amino acids)
Biological process (GO): sphingolipid biosynthetic process; fatty acid elongation, saturated fatty acid; fatty acid elongation, polyunsaturated fatty acid
Cellular component (GO): endoplasmic reticulum membrane
Molecular function (GO): fatty acid elongase activity
Source: RefSeq, a predicted model, not a curated record
UUGGCGUAGAAGAAAACCACUAGCGGCGGCUAAUUUUAUUUAAGUGCGUUAAUAGCUGCUGUUGUCGCGCCAUCGUAUUUCUUUUGAAAUCGUUAUUUUAGUUAAUAUAUCAAAUUUUGAAUAAAAUCAUUUUUUUUAAGUUAAUAUAAAAGUGAUUUCUUUAAUACGGCAAUUAAGUAAACUGUUGAGCAUAUGUGCAUGUAUGCUACGGAAUUUCAUUCAAGAAUUUUUUGUUUUUUUUACCGCAAAAAUUUUUGUUAAAGUGACAAGGAUACAAUUUGUACAAUAAUUAAUUUUAAGUGUUAUUAAAUAAAAACAUUAUAAACAUAAAAGGACGUCUAACAGAUAUCGUACAACUAUAUAAAGUGUUCAAAAAUUUCAAUUUACAUUAUUAGCUAGGAAUUUGUAAAAGUUAUAAUAUAUAUUAAAAUGGCUAUCAUACUUCAUGAAAUUAACGACUGGUAUAGGGACCUUAUGGAUAAUCAAAGCGAUCCCCGAGUUAAAGACUGGCCCAUGAUGUCAUCGCCAUUUCCCACAUUGACACUAUGUGUAUUUUACGCUUACUUUAGUAAAUCCUUAGCACCAAAGUUAAUGGCUAACAGAAAACCUUUGGAUCUUAGGAAAAUUUUAAUAUAUUAUAAUUUAUUUCAAACGAUAUUUAGUGCAUGGAUAUUUUAUGAGUAUUUGAUGAGUGGGUGGUGGGGUCACUAUAGCCUUAAAUGCCAACCUGUAGACUAUUCAAAUAAUCCUUUAGCAUUACGUAUGGCCCGUACCUGUUGGUGGUAUUACAUUGCUAAAUUCACUGAAUUCUUUGAUACAUUAUUUUUCAUAUUACGUAAAAAAACUGAACAUGUCUCAACGCUGCAUGUCAUUCAUCACGGCUGUAUGCCAUUCUCGGUUUGGAUGGGCAUGAAAUUCGCUCCAGGUGGUCACAGCACAUUCUUUGCACUACUAAAUUCCUUUGUACAUAUUGUUAUGUAUUUUUAUUAUAUGAUUGCUGCCAUGGGUCCUAAAUACCAAAAAUUCAUUUGGUGGAAAAAAUACCUCACAACUUUCCAAAUGGUCCAAUUUGUUGCCAUUUUUACACAUCAAUUCCAAUUGUUGUUCAGAGAUUGUGAUUAUCCAAAAGGCUUUAUGAUCUGGAUUGGUUUGCACGGAGUUAUGUUCUUAUUCCUAUUCUCAGACUUUUACAAAGCAAAAUAUACAAAUGCAGAAAGACGAAAACCAGGUCAACAGGCAAUAAAAGUAAAUGGUUAUAGCAAAAUUGGUAGUACAAUACCCAAUGGUAAUUGUAGUAAUGGCAAUGUUAAGCAAUUCAUAAACCAUGAUGAACAAUUGCCUAAUGGAGAUAGCAAUAAAGGCGCUUGUAUGCCUGUUUUGGAUGAUGAAUACAAUAUAAGUAAAACUAAUGGAUAUCUGUCUACUAAUGGUGGUGUCUAUAAAAAUGGCUAUUUGAAUGGUCAUGCCUUUAAAGAUGGUGUACUCUCAACAAAUGACGCCAUAAUAAAUCCAGAUAGCAGUAGCUCUAGUCUACAUCAGCGAAAAGUCAAGUAAUUAUUUAUACUAGUGUCUUAGCAUAUAAAAAUUAUUUUUUUAAUUUAUACUAAUAUUUAAGCAAAG